This is a messenger RNA of Cutaneotrichosporon oleaginosum, 1539 nucleotides long. RefSeq lists its product as uncharacterized. Gene Ontology annotation, molecular function: dipeptidase activity. Lineage: Eukaryota; Fungi; Basidiomycota; Tremellomycetes; Trichosporonales; Trichosporonaceae. The record is from RefSeq and is a predicted model, not a curated record.
CACUCAUCAUGGCACCAGGCUGCUUCGCAUUCUUGAGCAAAACCAAAGCUAAGGCAUCUGAGCCUGUGCGCGAGAAGGCUGCUCUGCCUCCGCCUCCGGAGCCACAGCUUCAGCCCCACCUCCCCGCCGCACACGAACACUUCGAGCCAUGCUUCCAGUGUUCCGGCGCCAGUGCGUGGGACAAGCUCGACGCCGAGCUGCCAGCCUACACUGCGCGCGCGCCCUUCUCUUCUGACGCCCGCGCCGCCAUAGUCGCCGCAAUCAACGACGCCGCGCCCGCGCUCACCAAGCUCUCUCUCUACAUCUCCGACCACCCCGAGUUGGGAUACCACGAAGUGCACGCGCACAAGCACCUGACCGCCUUCCUCGAAGACGCGGGCUUCGCCGUCGAGCGGGGAUACAAGGGGCUGGCGACGGCGUUCCGCGCGUCCUACAAGCACGGCUCGGGCGGGCGGGUGUUCGCCUUCAACUCGGAAUACGAUGCGCUGCCCGGCAUCGGGCAUGCGUGCGGCCACAACCUGAUCGCGGUGUCGGGCGUCGCGGCCGCGCUCGGCGUGCGCGCCGGCAUGCGCAAAGCGGGACUGAGCGGGGAGGUCGUGCUCAUCGGCACGCCGGCGGAGGAGGGCGGCGUCGGCAAAGGCGUGCUCAUCGAGCGCGGCGGGUACAAAGGCGUGGACGCAUGCAUGAUGAUCCACCCCGUCGGGGGCAUGGGCGCGGCGCCCGGCCGCGGCGCCGUGACGCCUACACUCGCGAUCAAUACGGUCAACGUCGAGUUCUUCGGGCGGACAGCCCACGCGGGCGGCGCGCCGUGGGACGGCGUCAAUGCGCUCGACGCCGCGAAUAUCGCGUACACGUCCAUCUCGGCGCUGCGGCAGCAGAUCCACACCACCGAGCGCGUGCACGGCAUCAUCUUGCGCGGCGGGGACGCGCCGAAUAUCAUCCCGGACUACACAGCGAUGAAGUUUUAUGUGCGCGCGCAGAGCGCGGCCGGCGUCGAGGCGCUCAUUGCGCGCGUGUGCGCGUGCUUUGAUGGCGCGGCGCUCGCGACGGGGUGCAAGGUCAAGUAUACGACUGAACGGGUUAUGAUGGACCUCCGCAACAACUUGCCGCUGGCGGAGGAGUAUGCUGCCGCGAUGGGCGAGGAGUUCCAUCUGCCCACAUAUGUCGGCAUCGACGACUGGAGCGUCGCGGGCGGGAGCACGGACUUUGGUAAUGUCACGUAUGAGAUGCCGGCCGCGCACCCGCACUACGGCGUGGCGUCCCCAGAGGGCGGCAACCAUACUGUCGCGUUCCGCAAUGCCUGUCGCACCGACGAGGCGCACGAUUACACGUGGAAGUUUGCCGCGGGGAUGGCGUGCGUCGCGGCGCGCUUCAUGCAGGACAAGGCGUUUGCGGACGACGUCAAGAGCUGGUAUGGCAAGCACACGAAGGGGAAGAAGUAGACGGGAUCAGUAAGAGCUCGCACCAACUUGGUCUAGACAUUGUCCAUUUACUAUAUGGCUCACUAACGAGCAUUAUGCAGUACAACAAAUACAUUAG